ACCCUGUGGUGGAGGGAGAUCUAUUGGUCAGCGGUUAUCCGUUGAGCGCCAAAUUUCUGUUUUCAAAAAUGGCGGACGUGGUUUUUGUUUUUACUGAACAUGAUGUUUUUUGUUUUUCAACUUUCUUACAUGUAACUAUCGACUUCAAAUUACAAUGAAUGCCUAUCAGACUAUUGUUUUCUUCGUAAUAUUUCGUGUCACUCUCUCAGCUGUCGUCAAUAUCCAAAAUUACAUAGCACUCUCAGAAAAUCAAAAGACCGGACUGCUUCAAAUUGUGUUUGACGAGGCUAUUGCUGUUGACAACGUAAAUAUUGUGUGCGGCACGCUUCUCUCUACUCUUGGCUCAACACAGAUCUCUUUUAGCAACACUACUGCCUUGGUUACACAAACCAGAGCUAAUGUCCCAUUCAGUGUUAUAUCAGCUGGACAGCCUGUGCCCGUACAGUGCUUUGGGGAAAGUAUUGGAAAUUCUAAUCAGUUUGUUCCUCUGACAUCUAAAGGCAAUAUAAGCUCUGUUCAAGUCACUAAGGCCCCUGUAGUGUCAGUUUGUAGCGAUGAUUAUUUGGUUGACACUAGCUUGUCCUGUCAGUCUGUCAAGGUUCAGCUCAGUGAGCGAGUUGAAGGGUUCCCUGUUGUUGUCACCUGCUCCCCUUCUGGAAGUUCUGCAGGUUCACCUCAACUGAAAUUUGAACCUGCUAUUGCAAAUGUUGGGGAUACUGAAGUCGGGGUCCCCUUCAUCUUUUCAUCCCAUGGGGCUACUACUCAGAGACUUAAAGUUGUCUGCAAGGCACAGACUUACAAUGUUACCAUUAUCUCCAACUCAACCUGUGGCAAACCAUCUGGUAGUACCCCGACCACACCCCCUCCCACGACAGCUCCAGCUAACGUCACAGUGAACACCACCCAGUCAUCUGGCACUUCCCUUCCGACGGUUGAACCCAUGCCUGAUAUAGUUCUCUUUAAGUUCAACACAUCCCUGGAUGGGGUUAGUGUGUUGCAGUAUUUGUUGGAUACUUCUUCAAGUCUUCCUGUUACAUUCCACACCCCAGAGCUAUCCCUAAGGCCUCCAUCAGUGACCAUCUAUGGUUCAUAUGCUGUCAGCUUAGCCCUAAGCAUCCCUCAAAGGCUACCUCUAGAUGUUGAAUGCUCGCUGGCCUCUGCCAGGUCCCAAGCUAAUGUGGUGGGUGUGGCAUGUCCCUCUAACCCCUUGGACACAGUGACAACAGCCGGCUCUUCAGUACAACUCAAGCUUGCUACAACUGAAGUGCAGUUCAAGAGGAAUGAAGUAUUGAAAACCCUCCUACUGACAAUCACUGGCUCAUCAUCCUCUAAGAUAAAGGACCUGGUGGUCUUGACAUGCUGUCCUAAGGCAGCAUCCGUUCCUGUACCACCCCCUGUAAGGGCGUCACUGUUCCUUGAGCUGUCCAGACAGCAGAACAUCAGCUGGGGGAACAUUCAAGCUGGUGUGCAAAGUUCCACCUCCCCCCUGGAUAUUGAUCUGACCUGUCCAUGUGACCUCGAGCACAAUGGCUGUGACAUUGGGUGCUGUUGUGAUAGGGGCUGUACAGACUCAGAGCGUGCAUCUUUUACAUGCAUGUCAGGGUUCUUUGGUGGGGCUUCAUCAGAGCGUCCAUUUGAGUUCAGUUGCCAGGCAGUCUGGCCAGAUUCCACCGACUGGCAGCCUUUUAUGUGUGUAACGACGAACAACAGUCCUUUCCUGGGCUACUUUUAUAACUUCACCUCACCAUCAGCUGCUGUUGAUACCCUACAGUACAACAGUCUGCUUAAUACCAACACAAGGACAAGAUACUCGUACCAGGCUCCCCAACAGACCCUGAGUAGCUCGGUUGCCGCCUACACAGUGAGCACGUCUGUCAAAACUGCUGCCAAUAGUAAGGACGCAAACUACUUAACGGCAAGUCUUGGAAUUCUGACACUGCCUGAAAGCAUUUUUAACGGCGUCUGCUCUCAAUUAGUACCGGUACGCUUCCUGGAAAAUAGGGAAUCAGUAUGUGUGACGCAAUUGACGGAAUCACUUUGCUCAAGUUCCUCGAUAAUAAGUGCUUCGAGUUACUUGAUGUCUCGGGGUGUGAGUAAUCCUACCUGUCCUGUGCCGCCUGCUGUGCUGAAAGGCGGUCAACUAAGUACUCUUCAAGACCAAACCCCAAUUCUAGCGGAUGAUCAAGUAGAAUACUUCUGCACGGACGACGCAACGGGCGCCAUUGUAAAUUCAGGAGCCGGAGUGGGGAUAGUGGAAACGACAGGAUCUUCGUUAUUCUCAGUACAGAGCUCUAAUGCUAGUUCAAAUAAGAAUUGGCGGUGUGCCUUUGACGAUGGACGCAAUCCUCCACUGCUGCCCUCGUACAAUAGCAGCUCGAGGAUAUGUUCAAACGUCGUACUGAACGUUUCGUACCAGCUCGAAUGGUCAGGCCAACAAAUUAAUAAGAUCAAGGCUUUGCUAGUGAUGGGCCAAGUACACAUACAGCCUGCGUCGAUCAGUAACCUAGCAACGAGUCAGUCACGUGUCAAUUCCCUGACACAGCGCUUUAGUGUGAAGUUCGUCCACUUUCCAGGGUAUAAUGUGAGCAAUACGGGAAAUAUAGCCCCUAACGCGAGUCAGCGCUCCGGGAACCCUGGCUACCAACGGGGACUGCCGCUACUAGCUGCCAUGGUUACGGCGCAGAGUACAACCCCGAGCAGUCUUUCCUUAUGGUCACCCGCCGGCGACAGUCUAUGCACUUCCUCGUCCAAUACCGGCAUGCUUUACGGCAGCGCGAUAUCGACUGGCUGUCUGCUUCGACUGACCUUAGAUGACAUGCGCAACUGCUCGCAGCUCAGGGACCUGGUACGAGCCAAUCAGGAGGCGCUGGUCCCCGCUACGCAUGUUGGGCGCUCUGGAAAUGCUGACGUUUCAAUGAGUGGAGAUUGGUUGCCGAUUUUGAGGGAGCCCGAUCGGUCCGGGUCACCAUCAAACGGCGAUUUUCCAGGCCAGUGCAGCCUUGUUCCUGCAGGGUUAACAGCUGAAAUUCUGGUUUCGGAGGCUGGUAAGACUCGUGGUGUCUCGCAAAUGGAAAUUGUCGGCUUCAAACUAAGAUACCAGUACACCACAUGGAACUUCUUCUGUGUCAGCGGUUUUGGCCUCGGCUGCUUAGCAACCAACGCAUCGACCAACGGCAGUGCGAUUUCGAACUCAACGGUGACGCCAACUAAUGUUACCGUGAACGCAUCAGUCACUCCUUCCGGCGAUAACGCAAGUGUCACACAGAGAAAUUAUGCACCGCGAACCCAGUACUUCGAGUUGAAGAGCACGGUAGUCUUUAUUCGGGUCCCGUCGACAGACCCCGCCCGAGUCAAGAAGUCCCUUGACCAGUCCGGUCUUUGUCGCGAAGACGUCUGCAAGGAAGAGUUGUUCUACCCUCUGUCGCCCGCCUACCAGGGCGAGGCCAAGGAGAAAGUCGUCGCCUUCUCCCUCAGCCUCAUAUUUAUGGCGCUCGUCACUUUUGCAUUUACAAGACCCUGGGGGUGAGGUAAGGAGGUGAUUAGCUGCUAAGCUUGUUGGUGCUUGUACCUGGAGAAGGGGUGAAACUAUAACCCUUGCCUAUGCUUCAAGCUUGAAGAAGAAGUGGAAUAGCUCUCGCUCAUCAUCAAGACCCUGGAAGUGACGUAGAGGAGCUCUUGAAUUCCAUCUUGCAAGUAUUUGUGGACGUUUGAAACAUUCUCGUUGACGGGGAUGUUGGGUCAUAAUACUCAGCUGCUAGCUCUCGCCACUAACGGAAAGGAAAAACUACUUGGUGGUAUUUCAUCUUGGGGUGAACAGUGAUAUUCGACAAGAUAUGGGAAUAACAAAACACAGCUGGUUUCCCUCAGCUUUAGAGAUAAGAGAAGUAUCUCUAGAUUAUGCACAAGACCAGGAAAAGACGGAGUUAGAUUCUGUUGUGGACAAGAUUGUCAACAAGACUUUUGGUUCAUGAUCCUUAGCUGGUCGAAAAUGGCUUGAGGGAAGGAUUCGCUCAUUUUCAAGACUCUGAAAGAAAUGGAGAGGAGCUCGGUAAUCCCCCAGUAGAUGCUCCCUUCUAGGGGUAGACGGCGGAACAUAAUAGUUGAGAAGAACGUUGAGAUUAUAAAGCUCGACAGCUCUGUUCUCCUUAUAUCCUAAAUUAGCUAUCGUUAAUCUUUAAGUAAAGAAGAGAAGUACCUAGUACUCUUUCUUAAGACUCAAGGAAGAGUAAAUAUUGACAAUUAGUCUAGUCUGCCAGCCGGCUCUCCAGUGAGUUUAUUCGAAAAUUACUGUUUUCGAAAUAAUCCCACACGAAAUAAAGAGAGAAAUGGAGAGCCAGCUACAAUUAGUCAACAAAAGGAGCUACUACAUGGAAUGUAAACGUUUCUUCCGCAUGGCUGGUAAUUGAGAGUUUUCAGUUUAUAGAAUAACAACAGAUUUGGGCGCAGGAAUGAGAUUUUCUCGCGCUCACCAUUCAAGUAAUUAUAUCUGAAGAGCAGAAGAUGGAAGGUAAUCUAGCGUUUUCAAGACGCAAGGUGUUUACAGAUUGGAGUGGAUCUUACUCAUUCAAAAGCCGGAGGAAAGAGAAUCUUGUUAGCAACCCUUAAUGUGACAUACACUUUAUAAAAUUACUCUCAAUUUUACCUUUUUGCAACAAUAAAUUUUUAAGCUAUUUCAGAGUACAUUUAUAUAUAUUUACUUUUGCUCAAAGUUAUUUGAAAACAUCAGUAACACCCU
Nematostella vectensis (starlet sea anemone) is the source of this 4735-nucleotide messenger RNA. RefSeq lists its product as uncharacterized. Gene Ontology annotation, biological process: cilium assembly. The record is from RefSeq and is a predicted model, not a curated record. The transcript has 17 exons. The coding region runs from base 155 to 3526 and encodes 1123 amino acids. NCBI's taxonomy places the organism in Eukaryota, Metazoa, Cnidaria, Anthozoa, Actiniaria, Edwardsiidae.